UCCAGAAACUAGUGGCAGUUUGGGGCCCAGCCUCUCCUGUCGGCUCCUAAGUGCAUGCGUCCAGGCGGCCGGACACGAGACGCUGUCCUGGGUCCUGGACAUUUUCUCCCUCUGGACAUACGCGCUGCAGUUAUUUAUUUCUCAACAGAAGCAGCCCCACGCCAUGGACCUCGCUGGAUUGCUGAAGUCCCAGUUUCUCUGCCACCUCAUCUUCUGUUACGUAUUUAUUGCCUCGGGGCUAAUAAUAAACAGCAUUCAGCUCUGCACUCUCAUCCUCUGGCCCAUCAACAAGCAACUCUUCAGGAAGAUCAACUGCAGACUGUCCUACUGCAUCUCCAGCCAGUUGGUGAUGCUGCUGGAGUGGUGGUCAGGGACGGAGUGCACCCUCUACACAGACCCCCGAGACUAUCCCAAGUACGGAAAGGAAAGCGCCAUCGUGGUUCUGAACCACAAGUUUGAGAUUGACUUUCUCUGUGGCUGGACCUUGGCUGAACGAUUUGGGGUCUUACCGGCCUCCAAAGUUCUGGCCAAGAAGGAGCUGGCCUAUGUCCCCAUCAUCGGCUGGAUGUGGUACUUCCUGGAGAUGGUCUUCUGCAAGCGCAAGUGGGAGGAGGACCGCAAGACAGUCCUGAAGAGCCUGCUCAAUCUCCGUGAUUACCCUGAGAAGUUUUUUUUCCUGAUCCACUGCGAGGGCACUCGCUUCACGGAGAAGAAGCACCAGAUCAGCAUGCAGGUGGCCAAGGCCAAGGGGCUGCCUGGCCUCAAGUACCACCUACUGCCGCGCACUAAGGGCUUCGCCGUCACCGUGCGGAGUUUGAGAAAUGUAGUUUCAGCUGUAUAUGACUGUACACUCAAUUUCAGAAACAAUGAAAACCCAACACUGCUGGGAGUCCUAAAUGGAAAGAAAUACCAUUCGGAUUUAUAUGUGAGGCGGAUUCCCCUGGAAGAUGUCCCCGAGGACGAGGACAAGUGCGCCGCCUGGCUGCACAAGCUCUACCAGGAGAAGGACGCCUUCCAGGAGGAGUACCACCGGAGGGGCGUCUUCCCGGAGACCCCGAUGGCGCCGCCGCGGCGGCCCUGGACGCUGCUGAACUGGCUCUUCUGGGCCUCGCUGCUGCUCUACCCCUUCUUCCGCUUCCUCGUCAACAUGGUCAGCAGCGGGUCCUCCCUGACACUCGCCACCUUCGUCCUCGUCUUCUUCGUGGCGUCCAUGGGAGUGCGAUGGAUGAUCGGCGUGACGGAAAUCGACAAGGGCUCUGCCUAUGGCAACGCCGACAACAAGCAAAAACCGUGACUGAUAAGGCACCUGGCCUCCAGAGGGACCUUGGGGACUGGUGACUGCGCGUGAAUCUUCUUGUAGGGCGCGGUGACACGGCUGGGCCCGCCUCCGCCGGGAAGAAUGACGUCAGGACCUGAGCAGUCUGGUCUCAACCGGAGGGGAGCAAGAUGUGCAACACCUCUUGCCCCCGCUGCUUUCGUGGGUUUUGGUUUUCUUCCUUUUCCUGUGAGUGCGUGUGUGUGUGUGUGUGUGUGUCUGUGUGCACACGCUGUGGGAGUGAGUGUGUGCUGAGUAUGAGCCUUGUUUAGUGAAAAUCCAAAGGGAUUUAGGCCACAGGGGAGGGAGGGGAUGGGGAGUGAAGGGGAAGAGGGUUCCCUUUCAUCCUUGGUGCUGAGUUGUCUGUAACCCUUGACUGCCAGAGAGAGUGACAAGCGUGCUUUAGGUGAGACAAUGAAAUUACGCCUCCAGAAAAAUUAAAGUGUUUGUCUGGCUCAUCUGUGGUGUGACUGCCCCGUCCUUCCAUCCGUCCUUUCUCCACGUGUUUGGUGUCCUUGAUGGCGGUGACUGGCCAGUGCUCACAUGGAGAGCGGCCAGGUCGAUGGCAGGGAGCCCCUGAGGUGAGGGGGACCGUGUGUGCCAAUGGGGUGGGGGCAGCAGUAAUGACGACCCCCAGGCAACAAAGAUUUGGGAGACCGCCAGUGUCUGUGUAGGGGAAAAAAGGUUUGGGAGACUGGCUGAGCAUUUACAGGACGUGAGGAAGAGCUCUCGGAAGGCAGCUCAAACUGCCUCAGGCUUCACUUUUCCCAGACUUGCUGCAAUGGCUGUCUCCCCCACAUACGUCCUGACGAUGUGCCCAAGUCCCUGAAGAAAUGAAUCUUGAAAAUGAACACAAAAAAUGUACAAAGCAAGCCUUGCCAUUCUAUAACAAUCUGAGGAGUGACUUUACACCUGCUUUUCCCUCAGCAGUAAGAGCAGAAGUCGAUUUCUCCCAAGACAAAUGCAGUUUCCCUUUAUGAAGACACCGUGUGCUUUCCCCAGCAUGGUACCUCGCCUUCACCCACUGAGAUGCCCAGGUCCACAUCUACCGGAGCAAACAUCCACUGCAGGAGAAUGCUCUGGGCUCUAUUACUUCCAGGUUCCUAAACCACCGAGGAGUCCUGCACUUUAGAGUCUAGAGUGGCCUCUGCAUAAUAGCCAAUAUGGAGGAUUACUGCAGACUUGCUAGUCAUCAGAGGCCAAAUGCCAAAAAAGGGGGCAGCAAUACUCAGUAUUUUCAAAAGAGAACAAUUAAAUACCAGACACUGUCAUCUUAGGCCAAGAUGCCACAUCACUUAGCUUAACAGUAUCUUUAAUAACCAGAGUGGAGGAGAAGGCGUCUUCUCUCCCAUGC
Molecule: messenger RNA, 2669 nt
Organism: Trichechus manatus latirostris (Florida manatee)
Lineage: Eukaryota; Metazoa; Chordata; Mammalia; Sirenia; Trichechidae
Gene: AGPAT4
Product: 1-acylglycerol-3-phosphate O-acyltransferase 4
Exons: 9
Coding region: 164-1294 (376 amino acids)
Cellular component (GO): mitochondrial outer membrane; endomembrane system
Molecular function (GO): 1-acylglycerol-3-phosphate O-acyltransferase activity
Source: RefSeq, a predicted model, not a curated record